This is a messenger RNA of Phycomyces blakesleeanus NRRL 1555(-), 843 nucleotides long. RefSeq lists its product as hypothetical. Lineage: Eukaryota; Fungi; Mucoromycota; Mucoromycetes; Mucorales; Phycomycetaceae. The transcript has 2 exons. The record is from RefSeq and is a predicted model, not a curated record. The coding region runs from base 1 to 843 and encodes 280 amino acids.
AUGGGAGUUGUUUAUAUCGCUGCAUUAGCUGCUCUACCAAACCUAUUCACCCGUUCCCGUGCUCUUCAAGCCAAAUUUUUUCGUCGUGCUGAAACACUACCCUCAGACUCCCUGAUCAAAGCUCUUACCACGCAGCUGGACCUUUCCAAAGAAAAAACGACAUGGGGUGAGCUUCGUCGUAGUGUACUCUGGAAAAAGGCCCAAUUGCUGAAAGAACAUCAACCUCGGUUGAAGGACCCAUUAAAAGAAGCUUAUGUUUUACUGUGCCAAAAAGAAAUCGACAUGCAACUUGCGAGCGUUAACCGUCUGGUAACUGUUGCUAGAGGCUUUGCAAACCUUUCAGAACGACGCCACCUAAUCAAAUGGCGAAUUGCUUGGCUACCACCUACACCAUCAGUCGAGUGCCAAUGUGGCGCUAUCAAGGGUAACCAAAACCACAUGCUUAUAUGCCCCGCCACAAUCACUCUCGUUCAAAAACUCUGGUCUUUGAUGAAUCCUGCUCCUCCCCCAGAGGUUCAUCUCAUCGACUAUGAUCUCAACUGUCUCCCUGGGUCUUUCAAAUCGCCUGGUACGUGGUGCGAUUGGUGGCCGUGCUUGCUUGCCUUGCUACGUGCUGUUGAUCAAACCACCUCAUCCUACAAACUGCCAGAAAAAAAAGCUCAUGGUCAAAUUCUCAUCGACCUUGCAGCAAAAUUCUGUGCCACAAAACCAACCCGUCCCCACCGCAUCCCGCCGCCUACCCAAGAACUUGUUCCUGGUGAUCCGCUCCCCCAUUUUCUCUCCAAAAUUUCCACCAUUCCUCGUCAACCCCCUCCAUCUGUGCCCGCCCGAAAUUGUGCCUAG